UCCGUAGGUAGUUAAAUUUUUGGCACAGAAAAGUAGUGAAUUUAGCGUAGUUAGAUGGAGGCAAAUACAUUAAAUAAUAUUAGCUCGAAAGGUUCCCACGAGGAAUCAUCAAGAAGCUCAAUUGUGGGCCCUUUGAAUUUUGCUAAAGACACAUCCAACCUGGAACCUCCAACAUCGCUGGUGAACGAACGUACGGUACCAUGCAUGUUCUGCAGCAACAUCUACGAUUUCCACAGUCGAGACAAUGGCGUUGACCAAUACCUGGCCCACCUUUACCUCGUGCAUCGGCUCAUUGUGGGCGACGUGAAGGAAAUAGCCUGUCUCCCGAGCUAUUGUUAUUAUUGGAAGGACAAGUUUAGCAGCGAACCUGCGGAUAAAUAUUGUUCCUCCAUGCUGCUGAAUCAACUGCCGGACGGAACCAGCUCGAGCAAUGAAAAAUAUUUCCUUCUGAGCGAUAUUGAGCCCUUGGACUAUGAGCUUAGACAACGAUUGAAAAGGGAAAAGCUCGACCUGGUUCUAACACGCCACCAAUUCGAACGUACGGACCGAAAUUACCGUCGUGACUGUCUAUACUGUCGCGAUUUUCGUUCCGAAACACGGCCAGAGUUUAUUUCCCAUCUGUAUGCGAAACAUUUUCUGCUGCUUGGCAAAUCGGAGCAUCUGGUGUUCGUAGACGAGCUGAUUGAGAUUGUGCAGGAUAAGCUGAAUCAGCUGAUUUGUUUGUACUGCGAAAAGGUAUUUAAAGACCGGCCGACGCUAAAGGAACAUAUGCGGAAGAAAGGACACAAGCGGAUCAACCCGGACAAUCAUUACUACGAUCGAUUUUUCCUAGUCAACUAUCGGUUAAAACAGAAGCCAGAGUAUGUCCCAAUCGCCAAGCGUAAAGAAGAGAGCAGCGUUUUCAAUUCAGACGAAGAUUCCGAUUCGGACUGGUCCGAUUGGAACGGGGAAGAGCAAACCACGACCUGCCUGUUUUGUACACACUCGGAAGCGAACAUCGACAAACUGAAGCAGCACAUGGUGGAUAAACAUUCCUUCGACUUCACACAGACGGUUCAUGGGAUGAGUUUCUAUCAGCGUGUGAAGGUGGUAAACUUCAUCCGUCGCCAGAUGCACAUCCGCAAAUGUAUCGCAUGCGAGCAGCAAUUUAACGAUUAUAAAAGCCUUUGCGAACACAUGGACGCUGAGGAGCACUACCGGCUCAGCAAGGAAUCCAGUGGCUGGGACCAGCCGGAGUAUUUCUUCCCCACGUACGAGGACGACCAGUUCCUGUGUCAUCUGGAGGAGAUUGAUAAUGAAGAGCCUACCACGUCGGAAGAGGAUGGAUCGAUAGUUAUUUCGGAAGAUUUCAAUGCCCGCAUCAAUAUCGAUGCGGAAUCGUUAUCGUUGGAAAAUUUUAGCUUACAAUGAAGAUAAUGAAGAAUACAACCAUUCGCUUCAGUUUCUAAAAGAAAUAAAAUACAUUUAUUAUUGAUUGAA
Molecule: messenger RNA, 1479 nt
Organism: Anopheles coustani
Lineage: Eukaryota; Metazoa; Arthropoda; Insecta; Diptera; Culicidae
Product: zinc finger protein 277
Exons: 1
Coding region: 55-1410 (451 amino acids)
Source: RefSeq, a predicted model, not a curated record